CCUUUCUAUUUUGAUUUUUUGAUUCCAUAUCGUAUACAAUACGAUAUAUUUAAUUCCGUAUCGUAUCGCAGUGUCGUGUCCUAAGUUCGUUGGUGGCGUGGAAGUUAACGAAGUUUCAGCGAAAGGAGACAAUUUUCUACGUGGUUCUAAACAUUGCAGGUCUAUUCCGUAACACUUAUCAAUCACACAGAUUAUUUCCCUCUUAUUCUCAAGAAAUACUUCACUAUGGAUUAUGAUCCCAUCCCAACUGUUGUACCAGCCGAGCCGUUGGAUGUUGAGGCCGACACGGUGGCAUUGCGUACCGCAAUGAAAGGUUUCGGUACCGAUGAACAGGCCAUCAUUGAUAUUCUAACUGCCCGCUCAAACGCCCAGCGCCAAAUGAUAAAAGAGAAUUUCUUGCGUGAAUACGGACGAGAUUUGAUUGAAGAUUUGAAAAGCGAAUUGGGUGGUAAAUUCGAAGAUGUUAUCAUUGCCCUGAUGAUGACACCUGUACAGUAUUUGUGCAAACAAUUGCAUAAAGCCAUGGCAGGAAUGGGUACCAAUGAAAGUACUUUAGUGGAAAUACUUUGCACUAAAUCGAAUGAGGAAAUGGCAGAAAUUGUAAAGUGCUACGAAGAGAUGUACGAUCGUCCAUUGGCCGAGCAUAUGUGCAGUGAAACAUCGGGUCACUUUCGUAGAUUGCUAACAUUGAUUGUGACGGGUGUCAGAGAUCCAGUGGGUACUGUAGAUCCGGAUAAAGCACGGGAACAAGCUGAGCAACUUUAUAAUGCUGGUGAAGCUAAAUUGGGUACCGAUGAAGAGGUGUUCAAUCGUAUUCUGGCUCAUGGUAGCUUUGCUCAAUUGCGUUUGGUAUUUGAAGAAUAUAAACAAUUGUCGGGCGAGACUAUUGAACAAGCCAUUAAACAUGAAAUGAGUGGAGAAUUACAUGAAGCCAUGAUGGCCAUUGUCGAAUGUGUACAAUCUCCACCCGCCUUUUUUGCCAAUCGCCUGUUCAAAGCAAUGGAUGGUCUUGGCACAGAUGAUACUACCCUAAUACGCAUUAUUGUGUCACGUUCUGAAAUUGAUUUGGGUAAUAUCAAAGAAGAAUUUGAACGUAUUUACAAUCGCACUCUGGUCAGUGCUGUAAAGUCUGAAACAUCGGGUGAUUAUAAACGUGCCCUGUGUGCUCUGAUUGGUGGUGCCUAAAGAUACUCUAAAAUUGAAACAACAACGAAUCUCUUUGGCCAAAUCCCUUUUCAUGUAGGACGGCUCAAAAUUUAAAAACAAUCUUAAUUUUUGUGUAGAGCAGCUUUAUUCAUUCAUACAAGUAUUAAAAAAUGUUGUGUUAUUUGUCGCUAUGUAAUCAUCCUAUAUAUCUCUGUGUUAUAUUUUAUGCUGUUUCAGCACAUAAUAAAUGUAGUGCCUCGUACAAAAUGCAUAUCACCAAAA
Molecule: messenger RNA, 1428 nt
Organism: Musca domestica (house fly)
Lineage: Eukaryota; Metazoa; Arthropoda; Insecta; Diptera; Muscidae
Product: annexin B10
Exons: 4
Coding region: 226-1185 (319 amino acids)
Cellular component (GO): cytoplasm
Molecular function (GO): calcium ion binding; calcium-dependent phospholipid binding
Source: RefSeq, a predicted model, not a curated record